Messenger RNA from Microtus oregoni (creeping vole), 757 nucleotides. Its product is annotated as UDP-glucuronosyltransferase 2A3-like. The transcript has a single exon. Gene Ontology annotation, molecular function: UDP-glycosyltransferase activity. The record is from RefSeq and is a predicted model, not a curated record. NCBI's taxonomy places the organism in Eukaryota, Metazoa, Chordata, Mammalia, Rodentia, Cricetidae. The coding region runs from base 8 to 757 and encodes 249 amino acids.
GCAAACCAUGGCAUCUGAGAAGUGGACUGUGGCAGUUUUUCUGCUUCAGCUGUGCUGUGUCGGCUGUGGCUUCUGCGGCAAGGUCCUCGUGUGGCCCUGUGAUAUGAGUCACUGGCUGAACCUAAAGACUAUUCUUGAGGAGCUUGUGCAGAGAGGGCAUGAGGUGACAGUGCUGAAAUUCCCAAGUUUUAUCGUGGAUCAGAUUGAAAACUCUGCGCUGAACUUUGAGAAUGUUCCUGUGUUGUAUGGAAAUGAGACUCCUGAGAAAUUUCUAAACCAUUUUCUGCACCUGGCUGUGGAUGUCAUUCCAAAUUUGUCGGUUUGGCAAGCAGCAAAAACAUUGCAAGAUUUAUUUAUUCAAUUGACUGCAAAUUUUGAAGAGAUCUGUAGGAGUGCACUGUACAACCAGACAUUCAUGGACAAGCUCCGGGAUGCAAAAUACGAUGUAAUGGUCAUAGACCCCAUCAUUCCCUGUGGAGAGUUGGUGGCCGAGGUGCUUCAGAUCCCUUUUGUGACCACCCUGAGGUUCACCAUAGGAUCUACCAUAGAGAAAUACUGUGGCCACCUUCCAAUUCCUCUCUCCUAUGUACCCGUUGUCAUGAGUGAACUAUCAGACCAUAUGACCUUCCCAGAAAGGGUGAAAAAUAUGAUGCUGUCACUAUUUUUUGAAUUUGGGCUCCAGCAAUAUGACUUUGCAUUCUGGGAUAAGUUUUACAGUGAAACACUAGGUAAGAGACUGCAUUUCAUGCUAAGCUAG